AUUCCGAUGUUAUGGAUACAAGAAGCAAAGGCCAUACAUGCUCACUCGAUUAAAGACUAUGCUACUGAGGCUGACUGGUACUUCAAGGCAAACGAAUUUAAGAAAGCAAAGUAUGCUAUCCUCAACAAUCUUGUCCCCACCACUCUUCUAUCCAAAAACGACGAUCUGGGUAUACGAUAUCUCUUAAAACUUGAUCAAUCAGGACAAGAUGGGGAUGGACUUAUUAUUCUCAGCACAUACCAAUCACUGAAGCAACUCUCCCAAAAAGUUACAUUUGCAAUCGGAAAUCCAGUGGCUACAAACUUAGUUCAACAUGAAAUCCAGACAAGACUAAAUGAUCUAAAAGAACUUAAAGAUCGCUAUACACAUUCACCUGAUCUAUUAGUUUUUAUUAAAAGGCUUUGCGGUAAACUUGUGAGAUUAAGUACCAGGUUCGACAACGAAUUCUUUGAGCGCUUAUCAAAUAAUACGCUAUCAACACAGCAUACAUCCACAUUAAGUGUUGAGGAGUUUUCGCAAAGCUUUUUUACAAGUUUUGCCACUCAAGUUCAAAGACAACAAGAUUUGAUUUUAUAAAAUAUCAUUACUACUGUACAC
Messenger RNA from Phycomyces blakesleeanus NRRL 1555(-), 597 nucleotides. RefSeq lists its product as hypothetical. The transcript is spliced from 4 exons. Lineage: Eukaryota; Fungi; Mucoromycota; Mucoromycetes; Mucorales; Phycomycetaceae. Bases 7 to 576 code for a protein of 189 amino acids. The record is from RefSeq and is a predicted model, not a curated record.